This is a messenger RNA of Mycetomoellerius zeteki, 1325 nucleotides long. RefSeq lists its product as uncharacterized. Bases 777 to 1250 code for a protein of 157 amino acids. NCBI's taxonomy places the organism in Eukaryota, Metazoa, Arthropoda, Insecta, Hymenoptera, Formicidae. The transcript is spliced from 3 exons. The record is from RefSeq and is a predicted model, not a curated record.
CUUGUUCAUGUUAUAGCGAUUAGCGUAGUAGUAAGAAAAUUAAGUAAUUAAUUCGGAUAAUAUUUAAUAUCUUAAUCAGUUAACUGUGUAAUGUCGCUGGGUAUUAACGGCACGUAAUACCCAGCCAUGACGUGCCAAUUAUAACCUGCGUUUCGCUCGGUCACCUAUCGUAUCGAUCGAUUACGCUUUGGCGCUUGAAUAACGUACAUACCUACCUACCUACAUACAUACUGCGUUUGUUCUAUCGAUUAUUUUGUGCCUGUCCAGUCCAGUCAACGAUAGUCGAACACCAAGUCUACUGUCGAAUAUCCUACUACGUUUCGCGUGAUUUUUUUUUUUUUAUAAAACUAGUACAAGGGAUCACUUUCUGCGAGGAUGAGUUACUGAGAAAAUUUGUAUGCGAUAUACGUCACGCGUUAUAAUAUUAAUUUAGUAAGUAAAACGUGGUGUUAACGCAAGACAGAAGCAUCAAAAUAUAAUUUUAUGACAUCUUUUUAGAAUAUUUACAAUCUCAAUACAACUUGAUCGAUCUGUUGUUGCGCAUCCGCUACCUCAAACAUAAAUGUAAUUAUGGUCGGACGCUUUGUUACGGAAACUUGAGCAGUGAACAGUCGCCAAUAAGAUCGAGCGAUAAAUUUUUAAUCAUCUUGCACGCUACAGCAGGGAAAACCAAUGUGCUAAUGUCGAGGGAUAGAUACGACACUAGUCUUUUGUUAACAUAGAAACGGCUUCGAACUUGGAAACAACAGUGACAUUGAUGCGUUUAAGCCAUACGUAUGGGUAUGCACGGCCGAUCGUAUCGUCCGCACGAUCUGCAUCGCUGCUAUAAUUUGCAGCGUCGUUCCGUAGUGCAACGGCGAGCAUCACGUCAUCUUUUAGAAGCCUGGUACUUUUGGCUAGGCAGUGCUUUACUCGUUGUUUCUGUCAUUUUUGUGGUAAGCAUACUUGUUAAAUGCAUCGAGCUUGUUUGGGAUACACGGUUAUUCACUUUGAAGUCAUUGCAGAUAAGCGUGGUACAUGUACAGUUCGGUAAUCAAAACAAACAUAAUAAUAUUCAAGGUAUUCCAUCCGGACGUAACGCACGUAUCAACGAUAAUAGACAAAACGCUCAGGAAUUCAAUCAGCCGCAGAGAGCUAAUGAAAACCAGACGUCUAUAAGUAUAGUUCCCACAACGUUUUCGUCGCAGAGAAAGAUGCUGGUAAUCGGUGCGCAGCCGAGUUUCACGCACAUGACACCAGUUGUUGCGUAACAAAGCGCCGCUUUGCCGAUUCGUCGCAAGAUCAGGCUCGAGACGUGACGCCUGACGCGUUCCAAGUCAAGCUCA